GGCUGUCAUUUGGGUUCAAGCCUUUCAUCUCCUUCCUACUUAACCUUGGAGUACAGGGCGUUGAAGAAUUGUCCCCUGUUUUGAAAUCCCAAAAGAAUCUCUUCCUCAAAUUCCUAAAGAAAUGCUUUCGACGAAAUCCGAGUCCGAUAUAACCAGUUUGGCGCCAUCGUCUCCGUCGAGGUCACCGAAGCGGCCGACAUACUAUGUGCAGAGUCCUUCAAGGUGUUCUAACGAUGGUGACAAAUCUUCAUCACUGCACACCACUCCAAUUUACAACAACAGCCCAAUUGAGUCACCGUCGCACCCGUCGUUCGGUCGCCAUUCAAGAAACUCAUCGGCGAGCCGAUUUUCGGGGAUUUUCCAGUCAUCUUCAGGGAGAAAAGGGAGCAAGAAGCAGAUGAUUAGCAAUGACAAAGGGUGGCCGGAAUGUAAUGUGAUCAUGGAAGAAGGGCCUUAUGAUGACCUUGAGGACAAGGCUCUUUCAAGACGCUUUCAGGCCAUAAUUGCUCUUCUAAGCUUCAUUGCUUUGUUCAUGCUUCUCUGCCUCAUCAUUUGGGGUGCUACCAGGAGCUUCAAGGCUCAGAUUUCUGUCAAGAGCUUGGCUGUGCAUAACUUUUAUGUUGGGGAAGGUUCAGAUUCAACUGGGGUUCCUACCAAGUUGCUGACAUUGAACAGCACUUUGAGGUUAAGUGUGUAUAACCCUGCUACCGUAUUUGGCAUUCAUGUUACUUCCACAGCAGUUGAUCUCCUUUAUUCAGAUAUUGUUGUGGCCUCUGGUCAGUUGAAAUACUAUCAGCCAAGAAACAGCCACCGAACAGUAUCUAUCAACUUGGAAGGAAUCAAGGUUCCAAUGUAUGGAGCUGCAUCAACUUUGACUGUUUCCCCUACAAGUGGCCCAGUUCCAAUGAUAUUGGCAUUCAAAGUUCGAUCACGAGGAUACGUCGUUGGGCAGCUCGUAAGAACAACACAUAUAAAGAAAAUCUCUUGCCCUGUGGGCAUUGAUUCUACCAGCACCAAGGCCAUCAUGUUCAAGAAGAGUUCAUGCACAUAUGAGUGACUAUGUUCACACUUUCGCCCCGAGGAUCGUAUCGAUCCAUUCGUCUGUUUGUGAACGAAUUCUAUAAGAAAUUCUUCUGCAGAUUACUUUUUUGUUGGUUUGUGCAGAGAUACCUGAGUAUGAGUAAAGAGUGGUUACCUUUGUAAAGCUUCA
Messenger RNA from Cucurbita moschata (crookneck pumpkin), 1210 nucleotides. RefSeq lists its product as uncharacterized. The transcript is spliced from 3 exons. Lineage: Eukaryota; Viridiplantae; Streptophyta; Magnoliopsida; Cucurbitales; Cucurbitaceae. Bases 122 to 1057 code for a protein of 311 amino acids. The record is from RefSeq and is a predicted model, not a curated record.